Camelina sativa (false flax) is the source of this 755-nucleotide messenger RNA. NCBI's taxonomy places the organism in Eukaryota, Viridiplantae, Streptophyta, Magnoliopsida, Brassicales, Brassicaceae. The record is from RefSeq and is a predicted model, not a curated record.
CAGCGAAUGAAUCGGCCUCCACAGACGAAAGUGACAAUGCAGGACUCAUCCACAAAGACUGUGUAGUUAUGAAUAGGUUUGGCUAGCAAUGGCGGAAGCCGAACCAGAAGGUCGCACACGCACUCGUUGUCCAUUUGCUUCAACCACUUGCAGCACUCUUGUUGCGCAAAUGUCUCUGCUCUGUGUCGAUGAUGGUGGUGGUGGUGAUGGCGGCGGUGCCGGCGGCGGUGACGAUCGUGGCUGUUGUCGUCGUUGUUGUGGUGGUCGCCGUCAUGAUCAUGGUCGUGAUCGUGGUCAUGGUGAUCACGGUCAUGGUUACGGUCAUGGUCAUGGUCAUGGUCACGGUCAUGAUCACGGUCAUGGUCAUGGUCAUCAUGAUCGUGGUCAUCGUCAUCGUCAUGAUCGUGGUCAUCGUCAUCGUCGUGAUCGUGGUCAUGGUCAUCAUCAUCAUCGUGGUCAUCGUCAUGGUCGUGGUCGUGGUCACGGUCGUGGUCAUGGUCAUGGUCGUGAUGGUUAUGGUCAGGAGGUGGGGGAGCGAUGGGAGGAGGAGGAGGGGUAAUGGGUGCAGGUGGUGGGACUGUGUUCAUUGGGAGAUGGGAGCAGGCGUAGUUAGCCAGGGCGUAUUGGGAAGCGCAUAGUGGACGUGGUGGUGGGAUCUGAAUGACUCUCUGGCCUCGUGUGAGAGAGGAGAGAGCGAGAGCCAGAGUAGCUGCAAGAAAAAGUGUAUCCAUGGAGAGAGUGUGCAUGUGUGUGUG